UCCAAAAAAAGCGACGUCUGGAGAUAUAUGACCAAAGCAUUGGAUGGAUCGAUCACCUGCAAUCUUUGUAAUGCUGCUAUAAAAAAUUCUGGCAACACAUCGAAUUAUCGUGCUCAUUUACAAACUCGUCAUCCUGAUGUAAAGUUAGAGACUAUGAAAGAUUCCAGUGCAGCUAAUCUCAACAAAUCAGCAUCAGCGCAAAAGCGUAAAAUUUUGUCGCCGGUGACGGAGAGCAACGAGAAUUCUAUGAAUACUGAAUUGAAUCAAGAAACAAAAGAAAAAUGUGAAUCUCAAAAAAGCACUGAAAAUGUACCUCUGAAACCUAAACAAUUAAAAGUUGAUAAUGUAUUUAGGAACCAAACAUCAUUCAAAAGUAUAUUUUACAUAAGAAUUAUAAAAUAGUUUUUCGGUACAAAACAUAAUAUUUGAUAUGCAUGCAAAAAUGGGUUAUCCUCUCUUCGGUUGGGCGACAAAUCUUAUACUAGUAAGGAAACAAUUUUUUCGCUCUUUCGCAUAAUUUGUAUGCAUAUUUUCAGAUGGAGUUAAGGCGAACGAAAUGCUGAAUAGAAUUCUAUUCAUGAUAGCUAAAGAUCAGAUGCCGUACAACUGCGUCGAGAAGAUAUGAUUACGCACAUUAUUAAAUUAUGCGGCACCGCUAUAUAAAAUACCAUGUCGUGUAACAAUAAUACAGAAAAUGGAAGAAAAAUAUGAAUGUCUUUCGAAGAUUGAAAAAAUGAUUUGUCAAAAGUCAAAUAUAUUGCUUUGACGACGGACGUCUGGUCAGACAUGUUAAAUAACAUCAGUUAUUUAGGGGUGACCUGCCAUUUUAUCAAAGACUAUAAACUACAGUCUAUAAAUAUAGGUGUAACGGAACAAAAACGAUAAUCACACGUCAGACAAUUUAAAGAACUGGUUACUGCAAAUUAUUAAAGAUUGGAACAUUGAUUUGAAGUCGGUUGUGGCUGUCGUAACCGACAAUGCAGCAAACAUUAAAAAGGCUGUGAAAGAUGCCUUCGGAGAAGAUCGAUGUCUCAAUUGUUUAGCUCAUACACUCAAUCUUGUUCCGUCGUCGAUACUUACCUCUGAUGAUAUUAAACCUAUAUUAGCCGAAGUGAAAGAAAUUGUUAUAUUUUUCAAACAGUCAAACAACGCAUCGGAUAAGUUACGUGAAGUUACCAAAGACCGCUUAAUCCUAAGUGUAGAGACCAGAUGGAACUCGGACUACGAGAUGCUCGAAAGGUUUAUUUCCUUAUUGGAUAAAGUAGCACCUAUCCUAAUACAAUUACCAAAAUCUCCUUCCAUGGUUACUGCAGAUGAGAUUGAAAUUCUAAAAGAGUUAACAAUUUUAUUGAAACCUUUCUACUCUGCAACAAAGAUCGUUUCUGGAGAAAAUUAUGUAACUGGCAGCGAAGCAAUACCAGUCAUAAAAAUAUUGGAGAAAGAAAUGGAAAGUAGCAGUAUAAAUACUGCAACAGCGAUUGCUUUUAAAUCUAAACUAAAAGAACAGUUUUUUCCUCGUUUUAAGAAGUUAUACUUCACAAAUAAAAUUGCGUGCGCUGAUGCAAUAAAUAAAAUAUCUAAAUUUCUACAUAAAGAUUUAAUUGAUGUAAAUUCAUCAAGUAAUGAAUGCGAAAGUAACCGAGCUCAAGAAUCUACUGAUGACUGUGAUGAUUUCUGGAGUUACCACGAAAAUUACCUAACGUCAAUCGAGCUCAGAUGGAACAGAAUCAAAAUAAAAAAGAGAUGCCGGAAGAGCUUAGAUACUAUUUACACGAACCACCUAUUUCCAAAAAUCAAGAUCCAUUAGAAUUCUGGAAAUUUCAUUCAAGCUCGCGUUUAGCUGAUUUAGCUAGUCGCUACUUAACAAUUAUUGCAACCUCGGUUCCGUCCUAGCGUUUGUUUUCAACGGCUGGCCUAAUAAUGUCUCGCAACAGAAGCCAAUUGACUUCGAAACAUUUCCAAGAAUUACUGUUUUUAAACUUAUUGCCAAUAAGUUAUUGGAAUUUAUAAAUUGUAAAACUUUUUGUUUAUGAUACAUUUUUCGUGUAAUAUUUAUUUUUGUAUUACUUAGGCUAAACUCUAAUAAAGUUUUUCAAUACUUUAAAAUCUUUGCCAUUUUUUUUAUUAAAUAGAACACAUAAGGUUAAAAAGUAUCGAUAUUUUUAACCCGAUAUUUUAAAGAUAUCGACAUUAUAUGUUGUGAUAAUAUCGAUAAACAAUUAUCGAUAUUAUCAUCAAAUAUCAACAUCCCUAGCUGGGGGUAUUAUUGCAAACUGAUUGUCCAUAUUUGCUUUAUUUUUCGGGGUUCCUUGCCCUAGCCUGG
Molecule: messenger RNA, 2323 nt
Organism: Nasonia vitripennis (jewel wasp)
Lineage: Eukaryota; Metazoa; Arthropoda; Insecta; Hymenoptera; Pteromalidae
Exons: 2
Coding region: 28-402 (124 amino acids)
Molecular function (GO): DNA binding
Source: RefSeq, a predicted model, not a curated record